Chelonoidis abingdonii (Abingdon island giant tortoise) is the source of this 931-nucleotide messenger RNA. The record is from RefSeq and is a predicted model, not a curated record. NCBI's taxonomy places the organism in Eukaryota, Metazoa, Chordata, Testudines, Testudinidae.
CUGCUCGCACUCGGGCCUCAGGCUUGGUGGAGCUGGGCACCGGGGUGUUGGUGGCAGUGUGGAGGGGCCCCCCACUGCCCCAUCAUGGCUUCUGGUCUCACCAUGCUCUUCCUUGGGUGCUGGCUGACCGGGUGGAGCAGGGUGUCCGGAGGGGGAACCGACCCAACCCAGCCUGAACAGACAUCAGUGCCCAUGUGCCUGGGCAGCGCGCGGCCAGAGGGAACUAACCUGACCCAGCCUGGCCAGAUGUCAACUUCCACCCACCCGAGCAGCACAGAGCCAGGCAAAUCAGAAUCAAUGACGACAAAACCCCCAGGUCAGUCUAGCCCCACCAUCGCCGGGGUGAGAGCAGCAGUCAUCAUCCUUCUCCUCCUCCUCCUCCUCCUCGUGGCCUUCGUCUGCUUCAGAAAAAUCCGAGUCAGAAGAGGAUCUGCACUGAGACCGAACAGCACCAACCCUAUGGUGGCAUUAAAGGCACCGGCUCAGCAAGACCCCAUCUACACCUCCAUCGACAAAGGGAAACAGCCGCAGACCCCGCCCCAGGAGCCUGACUCCGGUGCCGACGGACUCACCUACGCCGAGCUGGACGGCCGGGCGCUGCAGGCCAAGCGAGGGGGCCUGGCCCCUGCCCCCGAGCCCGCCCAGACUAGCUUGUACGCUGUGAUCAAUGUGAGCCAGGGGACCCUGCAGUGAGAGCCCCCCGCAGCCAUGGGGUGCCAGCCCCCAGAGAGCGCCAGACUCACCCCCCAUGCAGGACAUUGCCCUCCCGCCGCUGCAGCCCCAUUCCAUGGAGCUGCUGUCCCCCUGCCCUGCCCAGACCCACAUGCAGAGGCCGGUGUGGGGGGCUCAGCACCAGGAGGGGAUGCGCCAAGGUGGCUGUUUAUUUUAUUGUGCAUCCUAUUAAUCUGCAGAUUUGUAAUAAACACAGAAC